AUGAGCGAUCGCGAGAGGGCCACCCCGAUCACAAUUCGUCUGGAGAUAGAGCACGGCGCGCCGUUGAUCCAUUUUCAGUUCGAGGACGAGGUGCGAGACAGAGCGGUGCCGGUCGAGAAGAGAGCGAUGACCGAAGCAAGGAAAGCCGAGAAAGCGGUGGCACGUGCCAAAGUGGAAGAUCCCGCAGCAGCAGCAGUUGCUGCUGAACGAACAUCCGAUUCGGUAAGCGAAGGGGACAAGGAGGAGAGGGCAGUGAAGGGGGGAGGGGCAACGUCCUCAGCAUAUGCGACUUAA
Gongylonema pulchrum is the source of this 294-nucleotide messenger RNA. Lineage: Eukaryota; Metazoa; Nematoda; Chromadorea; Rhabditida; Gongylonematidae. The record is from the annotation of a GenBank genome assembly.